UGGACCCUUUAAUUUGAUAUAUAAAUCAUCUCCUCUCUUUCUUUUCUUUAAUUUUCCAAGAAAAAAAUAUAUAGCAACAACAACAAUAAAUGAUCAUGAACUUAAAGAAUUUCUUCAAGAAGGAUUCUUCUUACAACAAGGAAAUAUUGUUGUUACAUGAUGAAAAAAGAAAUGGCUGCUUCAUUUAUUUCAACAAUAUUCAAGAUUUUGCUAAGAAAGCAAUUGAGAUGGGUAAAAAUGAUCCAAGAAAGAUCAUUUUUUCAUUAAAAAUGGGAUUUGCUUUAUUUUUUGUGUCUCUUCUCAUUUUCUGGAAGGAACCAUUUCCUGAUAUUGCUCAGUUCUCAAUAUGGGCAAUCUUAACAGUUCUCAUUAUGUUUGAGUUCACCAUAGGAGGAACACUUAUUAAAGGGUUUAAUCGUGGCUUGGGGACCUUUUGUGCUGGGAUGCUUGCUUUCAUCUUUGUUCAAUUAGCAUUAUGGGCUGGAGAAUGGGAAAGAGUUGUAUGUGUUGUCAGCAUUUUUAUCGUAGCAUUUAUAGGAUCAUAUUUGAAGUUAUAUCCAACAAUGGCACCAUAUGAAUAUGGAUAUAGAGUAUUUAUCUUGACAUAUUGUAUCCUCAUUAUGGCUGGAAAUAGGACUGGGGGAUAUAAUGUGGCAAUUCUUACACGUUUAGCUUUGAUUGCUCUUGGUGCUUGUAUUUGCUUGAUUAUUAACAUUGGUAUUUGCCCUAUUUGGGCUGGUGAAGAUUUGCAUCGAUUGGUCGUUAAGAAUUUUAUGGAUCUUGCAACUUCCUUGGAAGGUUGUAUCGAUGGAUACUUAAAUUGUGUUGAGUGUGAUGAAGCUAUAAAUCACUCGGAAUAUAAUGGCUAUAAAUCGGUCAUAGAAUCCACUAGUCGAGAGCAAACAUUGCUUGGAUUUGCUAUUUGGGAGCCACCUCAUGGGCGUUAUAAAAUGCACAAAAAUCCAUGGAGAGAUUUUGUUAAAUUAAGCAGUGAAUUGAGGCAUUGUGCAUUCAUGGUCAUGGCAUUACAUGGAUGCAUCCAAUCAAAAAUUCAGGCGCCGCCAGAAAAGAGGAAGGUUUUUCAAAAUGAGCUUAAAAUAGUCGGUAUCGAUGCUGCAAAAGUUCUACGUGAGCUAGGAACAAAAUUAGAGAAAAUGGAAGCACUAAAUAGUCAUGAAACUAUUCUAAAAGAAGUGCAUGAGACAGCACAAUACCUACAGAAAAAAAUAGACCAGAAGUCAUACCUAUUGGUCAACUCAAAGAAUUGGGAAAUUGGAAAACCAAACAUUAUUAAAAAUCUUGAUGAUUCUUCAAAUGAAAAUUUUCCAUUAGAUUUUCAAUCACUUAGUGAAACAGCCAUUGACAUAAGGUCAUUGCAUACAAAUUGGCCACAAUAUGCAAAAGAUCAAUUGGUCACAAAGUCAACAUUAUUUAAAAAGCAAAAUCAAUGGCCUUCAUGUCUUUCACUACUUGAUGGUGAAAAGAUUGAUACAAUUGAUGAAAUUGAAACUUAUUUAAGUGCUAGUGCUUUGUCUUUAGCUACUUUUGCUUCACUUCUCAUUGAAUUUGUUGCAAGACUACAAAAUGUAGUUGACUGCUUUGAAGAACUAAGUCAAAGAGCAGAGUUUAAAGAGGCUAUUAGUGUUUAAGAGUUAAAGAAUUUACCAAUUGUAGUUGUCAUUUGUUUAAUAGUUGUGUAAGGAGCAAAAGAGUUGAAUUAGAUAAAUGAAAUUUGUAUAUUGGUGUAUAUAUGAGGUAUCUCGUUUAUCUGAAUAAAUAUAUACUCAAUGCAACAACAAAAACCAUU
This is a messenger RNA of Solanum dulcamara, 1807 nucleotides long. RefSeq names its product aluminum-activated malate transporter 9-like. Gene Ontology annotation, biological process: malate transport. Lineage: Eukaryota; Viridiplantae; Streptophyta; Magnoliopsida; Solanales; Solanaceae. Gene Ontology annotation, cellular component: plant-type vacuole membrane. The transcript has 6 exons. Bases 90 to 1649 code for a protein of 519 amino acids. The record is from RefSeq and is a predicted model, not a curated record.